AUGGAGCGCGAGAGGAAGCGCCCCAAAAACAGGAGCUUUAGUUAUGGAGUGAAAGACCAACCACGGGAAGAGCUCAACUUCCGGGAUUCUUCGCGCCAGAUCCAUCAACAUCUAGCUAAAAACCGUCGAUUUGACCAGAACAUGGAAAAAAGACGUUGUAUGCAAGAUAUAAUGGAUGGAUCAGAGAGGCGUAAUCCCCAAAAUUGUCAGUCCCAAUGUGGAGGAGAGGUGGGAAGAAGGCAAGAGAAGAGAAAGAUGCAGAAUGUUUACGAUGCCGGGCAGAUGCCCAAAGAUGGCACGCAGUUUGAGAGAUCCCAACAGUUUAGACGGGAUAGCACCAGGAAUGGUCAUUGGAAUGAAGUUAAAAGGGGCAGAGGGGAACCUGGCCAAACUAAGGUCAAUGAAAGCCCCAUAUUUCGCAUUGGUAAAAGCAAAAGAUGCUGGGAAGGUAAGCUCAUUUUUUCCUCUUCACCUACUGUUUCUGUUUGUCAAAUGUGUUUUGUUAAAAUUGCUUGUCCUUUGUUUUACCUAUUGUACUGCGCUGCAGAAUAUGUCAGCACUAUAUAAAUCAUUGUAAUUGUUAUUUAAGGUCAAGCCGAAGCCAAAGAUGGGGACGGUUUCCAUCACAAAAGAAAACAGGGUGCAGAUAUGGGGUACAGUGCUCCCAAAAUGACACUAGAGGAGCUGGAUAAAAAACUGGCAGAAUAUGACCUACCUACUCAAACUCUGCCAGUUAAAUCAAUGGACUUCAACUAUCCCCAAAAUUGUCACUCCCAGUGUGGAGGAGAGGUGGGAAGAAAGCAAGAGAAGAGUAAGAUGCAAAAUGUUCACCAUGCCCGGCAGAUGCCCAAGGAUGGCAUGCAGUUUGAGAGAUCUCAACAGUUUAAACGGGAUAGCACCAAGGAUAGUCAUUCGCACAAGGUUAAAAUGGGCAGAGGGGAACCUUGCCAAACAAAGGCCAAUAAAAGCCCAGUCUUUCGCAGCCGUAAACGCAAAAGAUUCUGGGAAGGUAAGCUAAUUUUUUCCUCCUCACCUACUGUUUCCGUUCGUGAAACGUGUUUUGUUAGAAUUGUUGAUGUUUUUUUUUACCUGUUGUACUGCGCUGCAGAAUAUGUCAGCACUAUAUAAAUCAUUGUAAUUGUUAUUUAAGGUCAAGCCGAAGCCAAAGAUGGGGACGUUUUCGAUUAUAAAAGAAAACGGAAUGCAGAUAUGGAAUACAGUCCUCCCAGAAUGACAUUAGAGGAGCUGGAUAAAAAACUGGCAGAAUACGACCUACCUACUCAAAGUCUGCCAGUUAAAUCAACAGACUUCAACUAUCCCCAAAAUUGUCAGUCUCAGUUUGGGAGAUCCCAACAGAUUAGAGGGGAUAGCACCAAGGAUGGUCAUUGUCCUGAAGUUAAAAAGAGCAGAGGGGAAGCUGGACAAAGUAAGGCCAAUGAAAUCCCAGUGCUUCGCAGUCGUAAACGCAAAAGAUGCUCGGAAGGUAAGCAAAUUUGUUUCCUCUUCACCUACUGUUUCCGUUUGUCAGAUGCAUUUUGUUACAAUUGUUUGUCUUUUUUUUUUUGACCUAUUGUACUGAGCUGCAGAAUAUGUCAGCACUAUAAAUCGUUGUAAUUGUUAUUGAAGGUCAAGCUGAAGAUGAGGACGGUUUCCAGCCCAAAAGACAACGGGUCGCAGAUAUAGAUUUCAGUUCUGCCAGAAUAACACUAGAGGAGCUGGUUAAAAAACUGUCAGAAAUACAUGUUGAAAGCCUGCCAAUUAAAUCAAUGGACGUCAACCAUCCCGGCACACAAGACUCAUCUGUUGAAGAUAUGGAAGUCGAUUAG
Molecule: messenger RNA, 1826 nt
Organism: Pelobates cultripes (western spadefoot toad)
Lineage: Eukaryota; Metazoa; Chordata; Amphibia; Anura; Pelobatidae
Source: the annotation of a GenBank genome assembly